AUGGGAAUACACAUUGGGCCUUCUUGUCAUGCAAAGGCUCAACUGAGUAUCUCAGACCCUGAACAGGAAUUACGAUCACAGCUGGAGGAGAGUAACAAGAAGUAUCAUGAACUCAAAGAACGUUUUCUUGUGUCUGAAGCUACUGUCUAUUCCAUGGCUAAUGAGCUGAAAAAGCACAAGAACCAUGAAAAUGAAGAGUCUAAAAUAGAAAUUGAAUUGCUGACCCCCAGCAUGAACCAUGAGGGUGCAAAAGAGGAUAAAGGUGAAGCAAUCCUGCACGCCUCAUUGUUGGGAGACCCCAAGACUUCCUCCCAGGGCUGUGAUGAGUGGAACAUCCUGGAGCCUCUUGGAGAUCUGAUUGAUGAUGACGAACUAUACUUUUCUCUGGGUGAAACUUAUCCUCAGGAAGCUGGGAAUGAAGAAAAGGAAGCAGAGCACGUGGUGCUCAGGUGA
This is a messenger RNA of Octodon degus (degu), 453 nucleotides long. RefSeq names its product putative neuroblastoma breakpoint family member 5. The transcript has 4 exons. Bases 1 to 453 code for a protein of 150 amino acids. NCBI's taxonomy places the organism in Eukaryota, Metazoa, Chordata, Mammalia, Rodentia, Octodontidae. The record is from RefSeq and is a predicted model, not a curated record.